Molecule: messenger RNA, 1185 nt
Organism: Procambarus clarkii (red swamp crayfish)
Lineage: Eukaryota; Metazoa; Arthropoda; Malacostraca; Decapoda; Cambaridae
Source: RefSeq, a predicted model, not a curated record
AUGGCGGCUGUCACUCGUGACACUAAACCAGUCUGUGAGCACAGUGAUGCUAACAUCAACACGUCUGUGAGCAGUGCUGGUGUCAUCAACACGUCUGUGAGCAGUGCUGGUGUCAUCAACACGUCUGUGAGCAGUGCUGGUGUCAUCAACACGUCUGUGAGCAGUGCUGGUGUCAUCAACACGUCUGUGAGCAGUGCUGGUGUCAUCAACACGUCUGUGAGCAGUGCUGGUGUCAUCAACACGUCUGUGAGCAGUGCUGGUGUCAUCAACACGUCUGUGAGCAGUGCUGGUGUCAUCAACACGUCUGUGAGCAGUGCUGGUGUCAUCAACACGUCUGUGAGCAGUGCUGGUGUCAUCAACACGUCUGUGAGCAGUGCUGGUGUCAUCAACACGUCUGUGAGCAGUGCUGGUGUCAUCAACACGUCUGUGAGCAGUGCUGGUGUCAUCAACACGUCUGUGAGCAGUGCUGGUGUCAUCAACACGUCUGUGAGCAGUGCUGGUGUCAUCAACACGUCUGUGAGCAGUGCUGGUGUCAUCAACACGUCUGUGAGCAGUGCUGGUGUCAUCAACACGUCUGUGAGCAGUGCUGGUGUCAUCAACACGUCUGUGAGCAGUGCUGGUGUCAUCAACACGUCUGUGAGCAGUGCUGGUGUCAUCAACACGUCUGUGAGCAGUGCUGGUGUCAUCAACACGUCUGUGAGCAGUGCUGGUGUCAUCAACACGUCUGUGAGCAGUGCUGGUGUCAUCAACACGUCUGUGAGCAGUGCUGGUGUCAUCAACACGUCUGUGAGCAGUGCUGGUGUCAUCAACACGUCUGUGAGCAGUGCUGGUGUCAUCAACACGUCUGUGAGCAGUGCUGGUGUCAUCAACACGUCUGUGAGCAGUGCUGGUGUCAUCAACACGUCUGUGAGCAGUGCUGGUGUCAUCAACACGUCUGUGAGCAGUGCUGGUGUCAUCAACACGUCUGUGAGCAGUGCUGGUGUCAUCAACACGUCUGUGAGCAGUGCUGGUGUCAUCAACACGUCUGUGAGCAGUGCUGGUGUCAUCAACAUGACGUUAUUACCAUCCAUAAAACACACCAGACACGACAUAUUUUUGCGCCUGCCAUUCGACAGACCAGACAACACUGCCGAAUGUCAGACAGAAUACACUUGUGCAAAGUUCGGAAUAGAGACAAACCCGUAA